AUGCCAUCCUUUGAUAUUGAUGAUGUCUCUAGCGAUGAAGAACUCAUGGGCAUUCCUGGUCCAGAUAUCCCGGAUCCGGAGAUAUCGUUUUCGCAGGAGAAACUGGGGGAUUUAUCGGUCACAGAAAACAAUUUGGAGGAAACAGUUGUGUUGACACUGUGCGAUGGACUUGCGAACAGCCUCACGAAAGCUGAGCGAGAACGAAUGGAGCUACUUAACUUGUACACGAUCGCGCUUGCUCAGCAGCCAAGCCCCAUUAUGCUGGGGCGGGAUCAAUUCCAGGACAUCUUUGGAGACAACAUUCGGGGCGGAAUGCUUUCCCACUUGAGUCGACGGCACUGCUUGAUUCAUGUAGAAAAUGUGCCGUCUCAGAACGAUUCAGCUAAAAUGGGUGUUAAAGUGCGAGUACAAGAUACCAGUACAAACGGCAUCCGGGUAAAUGGAGUGCAACUAAAAAAUGGGCAGACACUGGAAUUGGAUCUCGACGAUGUGAUCACGCUCUUGCGGAUUCGCCGAGAUGAGGAUGACGUGUCGCUUGAGUACAAACUUGUUCGCUCGGAUCCGCCAUCUGAUAAACCGUCAAGGAAAAGUCGAAAAAGCAGACACGAUGGCCGAUAUGUGAGACCAAGCGACAAGUUCUCGUGCGAAUUAGUGGAUGUGAGCAAUCGCUAUGGCCUGUCACCUGUGCAGGAGUCCGAUGAUGUAGUCUCUGCCAUCGUGCCCGCUCGUACGAUUGCGCACGAAACUCGCCAUCAAAUUCCAUCCGGACCUUUUGUUUCAGGUGAUGCUCCGCUCAUAACGAAAACCAAUUUGGAAACAAUCAAGCCUGAACCAGCUCAGCAGUUGCCAGCAUUAACGCGGACAAUUCGAUGCACGAUUCUAUUCGCUGAUCAAUCGACUCAAGAUUUCUCUGAGUCGAGCCAACCGAUAGAGGUUCCGAAUUUCGACUAUCGUGAAGAGCUAUCGGAAGUAUUAUCUGCAUUCGCAGCAGUCCGCACGUUUGAUGCUUCUUCAUACCAUUGCGCAACAACCGAGUCAAUCCAACAAGCUCUUAAUGGCAGCAGCGAUGUAUUGUUUUAUACCGGUGGAGGGGAUGAAGACCACUUGGUAGUUGAGGCACCGAACGGAUUAUCUACACGGCUCGAAAAAGACGAAGUUCGAAAACUCUUUGCUGAAGUGAAAACCCACGUGACGAAGCUCGUUGUUGUGAUCACACCAACCGUAGAACCAGCUCAUUUGCUUGCGGAGUGCGGAGCAGCUCACGUGUGCUUUUUAAGUUCGGCGAACAAGCACUCGCUGCGUGUUACUGCCUUCAUAAGAGCAUUAUUUGCUGGCCUGCUAAAGGGGUUCUCAACUGAGAAGAGCUACGCGCUAGCAGAAUUUGUUGCGUUGAAUGACCUGCUGCCAAUUGUACGACCGGCGGACCAAAUAUGCAAGAUGCUACCAAGCUCGGUUCAGCACAACGUCCAGCUUGGUGCUCUUGAUACUGAAGUGGUGGCAACCGAUAGAAACGUGGUUGCAUUGCUUAAUGCGCCAUUUAUCCCUGUGCUGGCUACUCAUUUUCUGGGGAGAGACGCCAUAGUCAGAAAGGCUGCGUUAGCUCAAAAAGUCAGGGUAUGCAACAUAUACGGAUCCCGCGGUGUUGGGAAGUCUUCAGUUGCCAUUCAUAUAGCAAAAACAGCCUAUCGAACGAGAGGGUACCGCAACGGAGUGCACUACUUCGCUGUAGACAAGCUGGUUGAGCACGUCCGAAGUGCUCACCAGACUGAGACCGACUCUGAUGAGGACCAAGACUUCCGAAGAACUAACCAGAGGGAGGACCCUUUGCCAAUAGUUAUCGAAGAAGUCGAAACUCUUCUUCGCUCACUCCCAGAGUUGGAUAAUGCGGAUUAUCCUACUGCAUUGCUGGUUUUGGACGGUUGUGAUAUCGUCCUCCCAGCACUGGGGAUGUUUGUGCUUAACAUUGUUCAGUCGUUCCCCGGCGUCCAGAUCCUGUUGACAUCGACUGAAGAGCUGCAGAUCGACACCGGAGAAGACGCCAUCUUGCCUGAAGAAGUUGUUCAUGUUGGAGAGCUGGGCAAACUGGACAGCGCGAAACUUUUUUUCAAAUUAGCACGGGGGCACUUGACUUCACGGCAGUUCCGACAGCGUACGUUGAAGUGGAAGCCAUAA
Messenger RNA from Phytophthora sojae, 2172 nucleotides. RefSeq lists its product as hypothetical. Lineage: Eukaryota; Oomycota; Peronosporomycetes; Peronosporales; Peronosporaceae. The record is from RefSeq and is a predicted model, not a curated record. The transcript is spliced from 11 exons. Gene Ontology annotation, molecular function: protein binding. Bases 1 to 2172 code for a protein of 723 amino acids.